Molecule: messenger RNA, 1466 nt
Organism: Pungitius pungitius (ninespine stickleback)
Lineage: Eukaryota; Metazoa; Chordata; Actinopteri; Perciformes; Gasterosteidae
Product: regulator of G-protein signaling 8-like
Exons: 4
Coding region: 413-823 (136 amino acids)
Source: RefSeq, a predicted model, not a curated record
UCAGGUAACUUGAGGUGAACGCCCACAAUAGGCUGAUGGCAGGGAGACAAAGAGAUGAUGAGGUACCACUGGACUGAACUUUCAUUAAGCUUCAUAUAAAAAAGUCUUUUCAUGUUUUAAAGUCACAUGUUCAAUGGAAUCAUAGCGGUAGCUGCUGAUUGAUGGGUACAGACAAAGUGGUGCUUAAACGUAAUACUUAUAUUUAGCUCAGGGAGUUUGAGUAUUUAAAGUAAAGAGGGAAAGCGGACAUAUGUCAAAAAUUUGAGCCUGUCUGUGCUUCAACUCAACAUGCGCGGACUUGCACUUUGUAGGGUUCGUCAAGUAGCAGAAAAGAAGCUCGAACAGCGAAGGAUCAGUGCGUUUUUGCACGCAUAUCGCGCUUGUCCUCUUUUUUUCUGGCCACAGAAAACACAUGUUGGACCCUGGGGAUGAUGUCUCGGCGUGGGGAGAGUCACUCGACCAUCUUCUGCAGUGUAAAACAGGCCAGCUGCUGUUUGAGGACUUCUUGAGGACCGAAUACAGUGAGGAGAACCUGUUGUUUUGGCUGGCCUGCGAGGGAUACAAGACCAUUACCAGUCAGGCAGAAAUGACGGUGGCUGCCAAGAAGAUCUACGCAGAGUUUGUCCAAGUUGAUGCGCCCAGACAGAUAAACAUCGACUGCGUGACGCGAGAGGAAAUCGGAGGAAACCUCUCUCAGCCGGUGCCAAAUUGUCUUGACGGGGCGCAGAGAGUGAUAUACAGUCUGAUGGAAAACGACUGUUAUCCACGAUUUCUGAAAUCAGAAAUGUACCAAGGUCUCCUGGAACAGGCUGAACAGCAAUGAAAGCAUCAUGAGCAAAGGAGCCUGUCGGACACUUCUCUGAAUGAUUGAUUCUGCUCUUCAGCCGACUCUCCUGAGAAUCUCAGAUUAAACACAAAAGGCUUCUCUGUUAGAGCAAGAAGAGGAUGGAGAUACUGAGCUGUCCAAAGGAGGACUAACUGGCUUCGAAAGGCCAACAUGUAAAUCUGUUGGGCAGCUUUUAAAAUCCAAAUUGGUGUGGAUUGUUUUAUACUGCAACAAAAAAGAAAGCUCCGCAUUCCACUCUGGCCUUUUUUGGGGCUGAAGAAGAACACCUGUGAGUGUUCUAAUGUGUAAUAAUGGGUUGAUGUGUUACGGGUGAGGAAUUAAAUCAAUGUAACACACAGAAUGUCACAAUUUAAAGCUAAGUUAAACCGCCUGUUGGAUGCAGGUCUUUUAUAAAGCAUCUAAUGCUGGGCAAGAAGGUUUCUAUGCACAUUUAGCCAAUACGUCAAAGUAUCCCUUUAACCUUAUUCAUAAGCUGAAUUGCCUCCCAUGACAGUAUUGAUCAGUAUCCAGUGACACCUAUUUAUAGCCAUUACGCCUGAGGAUUGACAAAUGAGAUCUGAAAUAUGAAUUUAAGAAAUUUGUGAGACUUAAAGAUUGAAAAAAUAAACAAAUGAAGCUU